Molecule: messenger RNA, 5238 nt
Organism: Haplochromis burtoni (Burton's mouthbrooder)
Lineage: Eukaryota; Metazoa; Chordata; Actinopteri; Cichliformes; Cichlidae
Gene: tbx19
Product: T-box transcription factor 19
Exons: 10
Coding region: 2650-3969 (439 amino acids)
Biological process (GO): mesoderm formation; positive regulation of DNA-templated transcription; heart morphogenesis
Cellular component (GO): nucleus
Molecular function (GO): DNA-binding transcription factor activity, RNA polymerase II-specific; RNA polymerase II cis-regulatory region sequence-specific DNA binding
Source: RefSeq, a predicted model, not a curated record
AUGCCAGUUAAGUCUCUAAAGCCUGUAAUCUCCACCCGUCACUGCCUGCUGAUUAAAACACGCACACACUCCCUUUUUAAGGCUCCAUGCACUGUCCAGAUAUCGGAUGUCUUUCCAGAUGUUCCCCACUUGGAUCUGACCUAUUCUCCAUUACAUGCUGCUCUCAACAGCUUCUGGUGUUUUUCUUCAACACUGUCAUAUGACAUUUAAACGUGCGCCAGGGAGGCGAUUGGUCCAGUGACGCCUGUUUCGUUUUAGGUGAUUAAUUGGUUGAUUAAAUGGACGGCUGAUGCCACGUUCAGAGAAUAUUCCAACCCCCUUUUCUGUGCAUUUCAUGAUGAAUAAAUAAAGUUAACGUGCUUCUCAAAUGGCUUCUUUCAACACAAAGGAGUAGCUGCUGUACUACCAGCAUUUUUCAAUUAAUCCUGUGAUAAAAGUACCAGCCCUCAUAAGUUAUUCAGCAGUGUUGUUCAUGCCAGUUGGCACUGUGCUCACCUCAAAGUUGUUACUGCAUCGUAAGUGGACUAGUUCUUGUAUCUACCUGAGCAAAAAGUGCCUUUAACAACCUCACAUUGUCCAAUUAACACAAGCACUUUACCAUAUGUCUCAACUAUGUUCUAUCUAACAAUAACAGUCCAAUGAACACAUCAGGAGCAUUCAUGCCACAGGAUACUUUGGCUACUAGACUGGAGCAGCCAUGCUAAUACUAGAUUAUCAAGAUCAUCAACUAACCAAGUAUCAAACCAAAGUUUCACCAAUCUAGGAGCCCAUCAGCUGUAUUCUCCUGUAGAAGCCACAGGUGAAUACAAACCACGGGUGGUUUAGCUAGCAGCUAUCGGAGUCCUUGCUUUCUAUUCAACAUCCAUUGUUAAUGAAUGUAUGUAAAUGAAAUCAAGCCAGUAGAAACUUUUGCUUUCUACAUAAGCAGAAUAAAAUGUGACUUGUUAAUAGAACUCCAACUCCAAACAGAAACCAGAGCUUCCAGUAUCAGAGCUCACGUUCUGGACAUGCAGAGACAUCAUUUUCAUAAAGAGCGAUCUGUUUGCAAGGUUCAUGAAUGGACUUCAGACAGCUUCUAGAUAAGUAAGUAGCUACAUGUUUUAGUCUGAAUAUUUUUGUGAGUGAGAGAUUUCUGUUUUCCGUAAAUGUGCAAAGAAAUCAGUCAAGGCCUAGACACAAAGGCCUAUAGAUUGGAAGGUGAUUGCCUGGUAACUAUGUGUACGGUGUAUACUCUGAUCGACGAGAAAGUGGUUUUUGGCUGUCGUUAAGUGAAAAUGGUUGCAGAAAACAUGUAUGGUGUUGCAGCACAGACCUUGUGAUUGCUUUGGUCACAGUUUGCCACAGUUCCCCGUGGAAGAUGCCAAUUUGUCUGCAAACACUAACGAACCACAGAGCCAUAGAUCAAAAACAGCAAGUUUGCCUGUCAAUAUAAAAGUUGCCUGUUUUGAAUUGUGUUGCUUGUCAGCAGUAAGACACAGCGUUGAAGAUAAACAGUCUCCAUUUUCAGUUUGUCACACUUUUUUUUUUAUGUUUUCUUACCGCACAGCUAGUAGUCGGCUGGUGUUUGCAGAUAAAUCGACAUCAUCCAUGCAAACUGUUUCAACCUCCAGCAACCACUCACUAACCAGUCAGGGAAUAUGCAUGUUUAACUGGGGAAUGGUGGUUACAAGGGGGUCAGCCACUGGUCUCUGACUGAGGCCUUAAAUGGAGAUGUAUGAAAAAAAACAUGCAUAUGCCUGCUGUGGUGAGCCCGUGGGGCAACCAGCCAACAGUAACUUUUAUUAACACUGUAAAUAAGACAAGGCUGAACUUUAGACCGUUGAAAACCCAAACAGCCAAACAUUCCUAUAUGGUCCGUACUUGGUGAUGGUGGGAAGGCAGAACUCCCUUAUAAAAGGAAGAGACCUCUACAGGAACCAGGCUGAGAGAGGGGCAACCAUUUAAUUUACUCGCGCUUGAUUUGUUCUCCUCAAACUUCAAAUCUGCUCUAAAGUUGCUCUAAAUAAAGGUGCUGCUCUCACAGCUUCAACAAACUACAAGGCCGGUGUUUCAACUUUAUUCACUUUCUUCUGCUUUGCUGUUGUUUUCUGCUCUUUCUCAUCCACUUCUAGGUGUUUAUAAAAAUCGUAACAUGGAGGUUGGUUGCCAUUUUACAUCCACCUGUUCCUGCAUUAGUUUGCAGAUUAGAUUAAAGAUUUGUGCUCAUUUUUAGAUUCGUCAUUGUGCUCGUCCCUUUUAUGUUUGCUAUUUUUUAACACUCCCUGUUCCUCACUUUUACUGAAAGCAGUUUUUAUAAUUCAAAGGACAGUUAAACACUCUGUGGAUUAAGUGUGAGUGGCCGAGUGAGGUAAAUCGUCCGUGUGUUUGAAAGGAAAAGAGACGGAGAGCGUGUGUGAGUGUGUGACGGGGAGAGAGAGAGAGAUGCAGAGCGAGGUGUAGUCAGACUGAAGCCCUCUGAUUGACUGUGAUGUUCAGUCAGAUGCUGAGCGGCUUCACAUCACAGUCAAACCUCCAUCCUUUCGUCUCCCUGUUCAUCGGAAACAUCUCGUUAGGAUAAAUUCAACUGUUCGGCUCGGUGCCCGGUGUCACAGGCAUCGUUUCCUUCCAGGUCCAUACUAGAAGCCAAGUAAGAGUCUCAUUGAAAGACAAAUGGUGUCGGGUGUGCAGAUGCUUCUGACUGACAAAAUGAAGGUGGAGGGGUUACAGGAAGAUGGAGGGUCUGGUUCAGUGUCAUCUGUAGAUCAGAGUGCCACUGGUGCUGGUGGGUCGAUGUGCAGUCCCGGUUCGGCUGAACGCUGCAUGUCGCGGCUGCUGAGCGCCGUGGAGAGCGAGCUGCAGGCCGGCCGGGAGAAGGGCGACCCAACAGAGCGGGAACUGAGGGUGACGUUAGAGGAUGCCGAGCUGUGGAGGAAAUUCCAGCACAUCACUAACGAGAUGAUCGUCACCAAGAAUGGACGUCGCAUGUUUCCAGUGCUGAAAGUGAGCGUCUCUGGCCUGGACCCCAGCUCCAUGUACUCCUUCCUGCUGGACUUCGUCCCGGCUGACAGCUGCCGCUGGAAGUUUGUAAACGGGGAGUGGGUGGCGGCCGGCCGGGCGGAAAGCCGCAGCGAAGGCCGGGGCCACGGUGGCAUCUACAUCCACCCUGACUCGCCAAACUUCGGCGCUCACUGGAUGAAAGCGGCCGUGUCCUUCAACAAGGUCAAACUCACCAACAAGGUGAACGGAGGAGGACAGAUUAUGUUGAAUUCGCUCCAUAAGUAUGAACCUCAGCUCCACAUUGUGUGUGUUGGCUCUCGCCAUCGACUGGUUUCUAACGUUUCCUUCAAAGAAACGCAGUUCAUCGCCGUCACUGCCUACCAGAAUGAAGAGAUCACAGCCCUAAAGAUCAAAUACAACCCGUUCGCUAAAGCCUUUCUGGAUGCCAAAGAGAGGAUCCCAGGUGGGCGGAGUUUGCCUGAGCCAUCAGAGGGCCGUGUUGGGAUUCAGUCCUGUUGGUCGCUGUGCUCAGCUGGAGGAGGAGGUGCUUUUCCUUAUGGCAGCAGCCUCCCGCUGACAUCACAUCAUCACCAUGGUUAUAAACACCAUGGAUACCCUGGGAGACACACGCCUUACCCCACUGCCUACCUGCCCCACCGCCCGCACUCCUCAGUGUGUCUCUCUGAAGGUGUUCAGGUGAUAUCUGAUGGCUGGAGCACCUCCUCCCCUCGUCCCACCUCAUCUUCUUCCUCACCCUCCUCUGCCUCCAUUCCCUUGAGUAGCAGCGCCCCUUCAUCACAGCCUCCUCCUCCUCACAGCUCCAGUCAGUACCCUUGUCUGUGGACAGUUGGAUGCAGCGAGCUGAGCCCCUCCCACUCACCCUGCGCCGGGCUCCACCAUGGACCAAUCAGCAGCGAGGGACUCAUGCAGCCUCCUGGUCACACUCGGAUGGGCGGGGCUGGAUGGCCGCCUGGUCCCACACACUCUUUCUGAAAUGUGAUGUGAUUGGCCAAAUUAAUCAGUGAUAACCCACUACACACUAGUAACCUGGUGGUAACCGUUCAGUGAGAUUAUUUGAUAGUAACCAGCUGCUGGUUAUUUGUACAUAGAGUACUGUAAGCUUUCAUGGCUACUCAUAUCAUGCAGUUGAUAAAAAAUAUAUAUAUUUUAAACACUAUUUGUAACUAUUUAUGACUAUUUGUAUAGAUAUCAUUUCAAAAGGAAUGGUUACUUGUAUCUGCUUGUGGCUACAAUCACAUAGGGACAGAGAUCCCCAACCCCAACCCCAAAAAUAUGUAGUCUUCAACCAGUUGGCGAGUGGUUUCUGGCAGUUGCUUUGUGAAAUUAAUCACAAAGAGGGUGCUGCACAAAACACCUCCUAAAAGUUGCUUUGGUGGGUACCAGAUUACCGCAGUGACUCACAGUUUUCAGGUAAUAAGCCAACUUAUCUGCAAAUACUCAUCAAGAGUUCAUAACCCACUAGUGAAAUUGGAAACAGAGACCGGUCACCUACUAGUAAAAGUUGGAGCCUCUUAUACACGUUGGGUCCAGCAGUAAGACAAAGCAUUUAUCUGAUGGUAAACUGUGAACUAUGUAUGCAAACUCUUGGCUAACAUAGCAGUCUGUUAGUGACCAAAAGAGUCUUAUGGAGGUUUUCUGGUGCAGCACCUUCUUUAUGACAGACUUUGUGACCUAACAGCCAACAAGCACUCACCAACCAUUCAGGAAAUACACUUUUUUUCCCAGCGACCAUAGGUUGACUGGGGUUGAUGGACUGGUUUCUAUGACUUUUAGACCGAGGCCACAGGAAGUGGCCAGUUGGCUGCUUGUACCACAGCUAUUGGUGGCUACUAUUUCAUUUAGCAGCUGUGACUACUUAUAGAUAACAGUGACAACUCCUACAUGGGAACUUCUAGUGGCUGUUGACGUCUGCUAGUGGCUGCUAUUAGUAGAUAAAGGUAAUCACUGCUGGCCUUUGUUGCAUGUAAGUAGCAGAUACUGGUUAGCAACUGGUAGCUACAUAUGAGUGACGGUGUUAUUUGAGUUAGUGGCAACCGUUUUAGUUAGCAGCUAACCAGUAAAUACCUGUAAAUAAAAUGGUUACAUGUACCUGCUGGUUGUUGAUGCAAUCUAAUGAGCACUGGGGGCCACUUUUAAAAUCUAAUAGGUAAAUAUUUGCUAAUGUCUUAUAGUAAGCAUCUACUGACAGCCAAAUAUUCUUUUGGUUACUUAAACUAAACCAAUACUGUUGGGCGCCCCCCC